AUGGCUCAGGAUGCGUUGCCGUUCUGGCUUGUCAAUGUGCCCCAGGACCAGUGGCCGCAUGAGUGCCCGGAGUUUCUCCAGAACUGCAGCGACAAGGAUAAGAGCAUCAUUGGCACGCCCGAUGACGAGUACAGGCUGUUGACGUGGGACGAGGUGCGGGAGAUUGUCAACAAGAACCGCGUCGACCUGUUUCAUCGCGUGCCAAGUGAACUACGGAGGUACCGGCAUUUUACACAUAGGCUGGAGAAGGACUACGGCAGCAUCAUGAACUUCAUGGUCAACGAGCGGCUAAAGUGGGACACGAUGCAGCCGAAAGGCGAGCCAUUCCAAUUCGACGAGGACAUCACAAUCCUGUACAACGACUGGCCUUACGGCAUCGACGCAGACAUUGUCCACCUUGUCGUGUGGACAAAGUUUGAGCUGGAGGAUGACCCGGAGACGGGCCUUUCGACAGAGGCGUCCAAGAGGCAGAUUCAUGACUACGUGCACAAGACGUUUGCGCCACAGGUCAAGGAGGUCAUCUGGUUCAAGAACUGGAAGAGCCUCAAGAGCGUGCACGCAGUGGAGCAUUUUCACGUGAUGCUGUACCGGCCAGACUUGGGCAACAUCUCAGAUAGAUUCGACAGCCUCAGCCCCGGGCCCAAGAGCCGCAGCGCACGCGACAAGCGCAUCCUUCAUAUACACGUUCGCUCUGCUGUCAUGUCAGAGGCUAUACCAGCAAUCUCCCGCGUCUUCCCGCCGUUCGUCCUCCUCCUCGCUGCCUGGGAUCCCCAAACCUAUCCCGCGCCGCUGAUUGGCUGCCUCCCCAGGCCCACGUCCUCGCCCGAAACGCACGAGAGCCAGCACCCCUCGCCCGACAAUAUCCACGACAUGGUGUAG
Molecule: messenger RNA, 879 nt
Organism: Exserohilum turcica Et28A
Lineage: Eukaryota; Fungi; Ascomycota; Dothideomycetes; Pleosporales; Pleosporaceae
Exons: 3
Coding region: 1-879 (292 amino acids)
Biological process (GO): N-acetylglucosamine metabolic process
Cellular component (GO): cytoplasm
Source: RefSeq, a predicted model, not a curated record